This is a messenger RNA of Acanthaster planci (crown-of-thorns starfish), 2385 nucleotides long. RefSeq lists its product as uncharacterized. NCBI's taxonomy places the organism in Eukaryota, Metazoa, Echinodermata, Asteroidea, Valvatida, Acanthasteridae. The record is from RefSeq and is a predicted model, not a curated record.
UGCAAAGGCCUCUUGGGUAUUUCCUGUCAAUGGGACACUUGACGUGUGCAAUACAUGUACGUCACUAGUAUUGUAGUAGUAGCAGGAACUUGCAGUCCUCAGAAUGAAACUACAGUACCAUUGGUUGUCACACAGCCCUGCAGGCUUAGGAUAACUGUUGUUAUUUGACAUGUGGGCGUCGCCCUGUGAGCUGAUUCUGUUUAAGUGAAGUUUGUUCUCGAUCAGUCUUGCUUGUCGGGCACAUUCUGGGAGGUAAACAUGGAUUGUAGUGAAAGUGGACUGCAGAAACUUUUGGCCGGAACGUUUGGAAGAAAAUGGAGGAAUACCAUUGGUACUCUGCCAGCUGGACAGUGGAAUGCAUCCCAUUGUGUCAUGCGCAAUGUUGAGGGUGGCUACUUGAAUCGAGUCUACAGGCUGUACAGUAAGGAUGACCAGACGAAAUCUGUGUUCAUUAAGCAUGCUCCCCCAUACAUCAAGUGCCUGGGUUAUGACCAACCACUUGGAGAUCAAAGGAUCUAUCUGGAGUAUUUAGCUCUCAGGAAAUUUCACGACGUCCUUCCUGGCUCCGUACCAAAAGUUUACUUCCAUGAUGAUGAGGCAAAAUGUGUUGUCAUGGAAGACCUGCGGGACUACAAUGUCUUGGACAGGCAGUUGGCCAAAGGCUGUCUUGACUUGACCACGGUGAGACAACUCGCCAGCGUUACGGCCAAACUGCAUCGGAAGACACAUAUCAGGACAACCUCACAAGAGGAGUUCCAGACAAUGCUGGCAACAUUCAGCAAUGAGGAAAUGGUGGCUUUGAAUGUUGACACAACCUUUAUCAGUGCGGUUGACCCCAACCACCCCGCCAAUCGCUGUUCUGCUGAGUUGAAGGGACUCGCCGACAGCAUCCGCAAGGACCCUGAAAUCCUGCAGAGUUAUCGGAGCCUUCACUCUGUCUACGAACAGCAGAAGGAUUGCUUGACUCAUGGAGACCUGCACCUUGGCUCUGUCAUGGUGAAUGAGUCCACUGUAAAGCUGAUUGACGCUGAGUUUGCAUUCAUGGGCCCAGCAGCUGCAGACGUUGGCAUCAUCCUGUCAAACUUCAUCUUCUUUUAUGCUGCCAACACAUUGUAUCCCAGACAGGAGAAUUCAUCUUUUGACCGCCUCCUUCAGGAAGCAAUCAGAGUCACAGUGGAAAUUUACUUUGAUGAGGCAAAGGAAUAUCUGAGUGAAGAUGCCCUGGCCGCGUUAGUAUCGCAGACAGCGGGAUUUACUGGUUGUUACAUCAUCAAAUGGAUAAUUGGAAUGGCAGAAGCUACGGAUUUACUAGAGAAACCUCAAGCUGAAUUGAUGAGCCUGAACAUCGGGGUACGCUUGAUCAAAGAAUACCGCAUGAUCAGGUCAACCCACGACUUGCUCCAGAGUAUCUUUGACAAUCAGCCGACGUAAAACCAACAUUCCACCCUGCAGUGUUGGAGGUCUCAAGGCUGGCCUUGGCCUCCCGGCCUUGAGGCCGGUUUUUCAAAGCCUUGGCCUCAGCUUUACUACGCAAUGACUCGGUCUUGGCCCCCUCUGGACUUGAAGAAUCAGUCAAGGCCGGUUCAAGGCCGCCUAUCUUGAGUCAGUUUUCUUAGCUUUUACUUCCCCCCUAAAAAUUUUAUCGAGACAGAGUUUACUGUACUUGCGACGUGCAUGUGCUGUGGGCAUGGAUCAUUUUUGUGUACAAACACAUGGUAUGGAACCUAGACUCCUCAAUGACGCAAUGCAUCUGAAUAGUUUUUUAUUCCCAGGGAACAUACUUCCAUUGAUUGUUGCACGAAAAGGAUAGCUUUUGUGUUGCAUGAAUUAGGCUACAUGUACUCAUUGAAAUUCUUUUCAGUUCCAGAUUUUUCCUACAUGUAGUUCUGGAUCCCUUGAAAUAAAAACCUACCUCUUAUUUGUUGUUCUUCAGUUCUACAUUCCAAGACAAAUUGAGUUCUGCUUGAUGAAUCUUGUGUGCCAGCCAAAUGUAUGUUAUAUGUGUCUGUGUGUAAUAACUGGCCUUGGCCUCGGACACUGGCCUCGGCCUCGAAUGGCAGUUACUUGGCCUUGGCCUAAAAGGCUGCAGACACGACUCCGAUAUGUGAUGCAUUAAAUUGUAGAGAAUGGCUCUGUGACCAAAUCUAUCUACGACUGUUUUAACAAUUUUUUAGAUAAAUGAAUAAAAAAGUGAGGGUUAUUGAGUGUUCUGUCAAGUUUGGUAGACAGCACAAUGAAAAGCUUUCAACAAAGUCCAUUUGUGUAUUAGCACAAACAGGUAAUUUAGGAGACACUUUGUGGUAAACUUUUCAACCUUAGGGAGACAUUUCAGUGUCUCUCUAAUGCUCCAACUACCAGGAGGAGGCCAAAUUUUACCAUCCAAAU